AUGGACGGCAAACGCCAUCUCUCGUCGUUCCAGCAGUUGGAGAAGCUUGGAGAGGGAACAUACGCCACUGUCUUCAAAGGGCGCAACCGACAAACCGGCGAAUUCGUCGCGCUCAAGGAGAUUCACCUUGAUUCCGAGGAAGGUACACCCAGCACCGCCAUCCGCGAGAUCUCGCUUAUGAAGGAGCUCAAACACGAGAACAUUGUCGCGCUACACGAUGUGAUCCACACGGAGAACAAGCUUAUGUUGGUGUUUGAUUACAUGGAUGGCGAUUUGAAGAAGUACAUGGAUACCAAGGGCGAUCGUGGAGCCCUGCAGCCCAUGCUCAUCAAGUCCUUCAUGUACCAGCUGCUGAAGGGUAUUGAUUUCUGCCACAAGAACAGGGUGCUGCACAGGGACCUCAAGCCUCAGAACCUGCUCAUCAACAGUAAGGGUCAGCUGAAGCUGGGUGAUUUCGGUCUGGCCAGAGCAUUCGGAAUCCCAGUCAACACCUUCAGCAACGAGGUUGUCACACUGUGGUAUCGAGCCCCCGACGUCCUUCUGGGAAGCCGGACAUACAACACCAGCAUCGACAUCUGGUCUGCUGGAUGUAUCAUGGCGGAGAUGUACACGGGCCGGCCGUUGUUCCCAGGCACGACCAACGAGGAUCAGAUCACAAGGAUUUUCAGGAUCAUGGGCACGCCAACGGAGCGUACAUGGCCUGGAAUCACUCAGUUCCCCGAAUACAAGCCAAACUUCCAGAUGUACGCCACUCAGGACCUCCGCCAGAUCCUGCCGAUGAUCGACGCCGCAGGAAUCGACCUGCUGCAGAAGAUGCUCCAGCUGCGCCCAGAGCUCCGAAUCAGCGCCGCAGACGCCCUCCAGCACCACUGGUUCAGCGACCUGAUAGUCCAGCAGCACCAGCAGCAGCAACGGGCGAUGCAAGCACAGGCGCAAGCUAGGGCCUAUACGCAAGUGCCAUCGCAGGGUGUUCCGUCACAAGGCUACGAGAACUACUAG
Messenger RNA from Diaporthe citri, 999 nucleotides. RefSeq lists its product as uncharacterized. Gene Ontology annotation, cellular component: cytoplasm; nucleus. Gene Ontology annotation, biological process: protein phosphorylation. The record is from RefSeq and is a predicted model, not a curated record. NCBI's taxonomy places the organism in Eukaryota, Fungi, Ascomycota, Sordariomycetes, Diaporthales, Diaporthaceae. The transcript has 2 exons. The coding region runs from base 1 to 999 and encodes 332 amino acids. Gene Ontology annotation, molecular function: ATP binding; cyclin-dependent protein serine/threonine kinase activity.